Messenger RNA from Cylicocyclus nassatus, 390 nucleotides. NCBI's taxonomy places the organism in Eukaryota, Metazoa, Nematoda, Chromadorea, Rhabditida, Strongylidae. The record is from the annotation of a GenBank genome assembly.
CUUUCCAUUUGGCCUUUUUGGAAAGCCAUGAGUUCACAUAUCAUUAUUGUCUUUGUGACAGUGCUAUUCACCGUCGCUUCAAGUAGUCCCAUAGUCAAUGUGAAUAUCGAGGAUAAAUGUUGUGAUCAAGCUGCUGUCAAUGGGACCAACAACCCCAUAGUCAACGUCAAUAUUGAUGAUAAGUGUUGCGAGGGUCUCGAUGUGAAGAAAAUUGCGGAUGCUGUCUGUAAUACCAACUGUUCCUUCAGCAACCAGUACGUGUCGGAGUUUUGUAGAACAAAUGGUUAUGCCCUUCCCGGUAACGCCACAAAACCAGUCGUUUGAAGUUUGAAGCAGGAAAAAUUUUACGCAUUUGAACUUUCGUUUAACUAUUACAAUAAACAAACGUGC